UUUAAGAGUUUUCACCGCAGGGGGUGGGGGAAAGAAAAGACCAGAUGAGUGGUUGUUUAACACAUUUUUGGCGUACUUAAAAAAACCGAGAAAGCUAGUCUCAAACACUGGCAGCGUUUGUAAAUCCUCAACGAGGGAUUCCGAGCCUGGGAAUCUGAUUGACAUUGCACAAAAAGGCUUGUGCGAACUUUAAACAAAAUGUUCAGAAAGUUUUCUAUUAUCGUCCCCUCACACUUGAUGCUGUUGUUCGUGGCUCUACCAUUCUCCUGCUCCCAGAGAUCGGGUGGACCAAAGUUUUUAAUAGGAGACCGUGAUCAAGACCUGGAGUGCAAUGUACACUGUUCCAGUUCCCAGCUGAAGCCUCUCUGUGUGUCCGAUGGCAGGACGUACGAGUCAAGGUGUGACUUCCAGAGAGCCAAGUGCCGGGAUCCAACACUGGAGAUCACACACCGCGGCAGAUGUAAAGAAACAGGCCCAACCAAGUGUCGGACAGAGAGGGCACAGCAGGCACAGGAACAGGCCAAAAAACCACAGGAACCGGUGUUCAUUCCAGAGUGUAACGAGGAUGGCUCAUUUGCUCAGGUGCAGUGCCACACGUUCACAGGGUAUUGUUGGUGUGUUACUCCCGAUGGAAAGCCAGUGAGUGGAUCUUCGGUUAAAAACCAAACACCAGUGUGUUCAGGUUCAGUAACUGACAAGCCCUCAGGCCCCAGCAGUUCAGGCAGAAAAGUUUCUUUUCAAUUCUUUCUAACGUUGAACUCAGAAGACGUCUCGAAGCCUACGCCAACCGCGGAAACCCAGCCGGUGUUUGAUGGAGACGAGAUUACAGCACCGACCCUUUGGAUAAAGCAACUAGUUAGUAAAGACUCCAAGCACAAUGGCUCCAGUAUGAGGGUUCAAGACAAACCCUCCUGCGACCAAGAGAGGCAAGCAGCUUUGGAGGAAACUCACCAGUACCCGCGAGAUGGCAUCUUCAUUCCAGAGUGUGCUGGCGCAGGGCUCUACAAGCCCGUGCAGUGUCACCAGUCGACUGGGUACUGCUGGUGUGUCUUGGUGGACAUCGGACGCCCCAUUCCUGGGACCUCCACCAGAUACCAGACACCUAACUGUGACAGCAACGCCCGAUCCAAGCUCAUCGAGGGCGACGAUCCGUUCAAGGACAAGGAGCUACAAGGUUGCCCGGGAGCAAAGAAGUUGGAGUUCAUAACCAGUGUUUUGGACGCCCUGACCACAGAUAUGGUGCAAGCCAUCAACUCGCCUGCACCUGCCACAGGAGGAAGGUUCCCUGAGCCCGAUCCCAGCCACACACUGGAGGAGCGGGUUGUGCACUGGUACUUUGGUCAGCUGGAUAAGAACGGCAGCAACAAUAUCCACAAGAAGGAGAUGAAGCCGUUUAAGCGCUUCCUGAGGAAGAAGGCCAAGCCAAAGAAAUGCGGAAGGAAAUUCACCGAUUACUGUGACUUGAAUGAGGACAAAACCAUUUCGCUGCACGAGUUGAAGGGAUGCUUAGGAGUGAAGGAAGGAGGGAGCAGUGUGGGAGGGCUCUCAAAUGGAAGGCGACAAGGAGCAAAUCCCUUCAUAGGACGUUUGGUGUGAAGGAUGCAGUCAAGUAUUGAAAGGAGACAGAGCGUAGAACAAGUGCUUCUAUAAGUAGGCACGAAGAAAUGGCAAUAAUCUGAAUGCAAGAAGUGUCGCCAAAAGUUUGCACUUUUAAAAAAAAAUGUAUACCAUUAUAGAUUGAUUAUAGAAGAAAGAUGCAAGUUUCUAAACAGCUACUGAUUUUUUUUAAGAAAGUUAAACCUUAGUGGUUUGGACAGAACAAAACUUGAGGAGAUAUUUAAUUGUACAGUUCUGAUGUACAGUUGGUUGCAUCACUGCAUCUGUGGCAUUUAGUGCUGCCCAUGUCCUUAAUCACAUACAAUGUAUGUGUGGUUUCUAUCAUCAACAGGUUUUUCAUUGACAGAUUCUUUGUUGCUAAUUUUAGUCACAUCCAGAGGAACAAAGUAUGACUAGUGAAAAAGACUGUUAGAAAAGAAGAGAGCCCUGCUCCAAUGGUUAAUGGAAGCAAUGUCUUGUAGAUGUCAAAGCUUAUAAAAAUAUUCAGUUUCUGGCUUUUCUUUUUUCUUUGUUGCAGAUAUAAUGCAUAUUGUUUCCCAACACGGUGCAUUACUGAUUUACUAAUAAAACUAUAG
This is a messenger RNA of Hypanus sabinus (Atlantic stingray), 2192 nucleotides long. It is a transcript of the gene smoc1, whose product is annotated as SPARC related modular calcium binding 1. The transcript has 13 exons. Gene Ontology annotation, cellular component: basement membrane. The coding region runs from base 199 to 1596 and encodes 465 amino acids. Lineage: Eukaryota; Metazoa; Chordata; Chondrichthyes; Myliobatiformes; Dasyatidae. The record is from RefSeq and is a predicted model, not a curated record. Gene Ontology annotation, molecular function: extracellular matrix binding; calcium ion binding; protein binding. Gene Ontology annotation, biological process: extracellular matrix organization.